Messenger RNA from Beauveria bassiana ARSEF 2860, 2304 nucleotides. RefSeq lists its product as uncharacterized. Bases 1 to 2304 code for a protein of 767 amino acids. The transcript has 2 exons. Lineage: Eukaryota; Fungi; Ascomycota; Sordariomycetes; Hypocreales; Cordycipitaceae. The record is from RefSeq and is a predicted model, not a curated record.
AUGCCCUCGGACAACGUCUACUCUGACCCGGACCCUGCUGUCUCGGAAGCCCAUGACGACGAUGCUGCUACCGCCUCAGCCCUGUCGCCCUCGGACGGUUACUUUCGGGACGAAGACUCCGCCAACGUCUCCCCUACCUCACACCACCACCAUCAGCCCUUGCAUGCGUCGCGUCGUUCUGGCAGCGCACCUUACGUACCCAACGUCUUGGUCGAGGAUCCCACCCUCACCAAGGAUCCCGACUCCAAGGCCCAGAUUGCACAGCGUCUGAUAAAUAGUGACGGCGCUGCCGGCGUCCACGCUCUCCCUUCCUCCUCGUCAACCCAUCCUCACCACAACCCCGAGUCGUAUUAUUACCCUUCCGCCUCGGCGUCCGGAUCGGGUGCCUCGCUUGACACGCCUAGCACUUAUACCAACACUUCCUAUCCUUUUGCGCAAAGCAGUCAUCGCUCGGGCCCGCAAGACGCAGCCUCUCAGCAACAGCGUCAGCUUUACGUCAAUACGUCCCCCCAGCACCCCUCCGACUAUAACAGCCACCCUUACAACGGACGAGGUGACGCACCGCCUGCGUACACACCGUCAUCACCAGAAAACAAUCCAAACAACCUCAGAUACUCAACCUUUUCCUCGUCCACGCCACGUAGGAUGGGAUCGCCCGAAGAACAGGAGCGGCUCCUGUCGCCGCCGCAGCAGCAAGCCUUUACCGAUCCUCCUAAGCAACCCCUCUGGCGGCGUAUCAGAGACUCCCACGACUCAGGAUCUCUUCGCCAGAAAAUCAAGAAAAUACUCGGCAUACUCGUCAUUGUCUCCAUCAUCUUGGUAUUCAUGGGUGUCAACAUGUCUGGCCCUUCGUAUAGAAAACGAAUCAUUGACAAGUCACCCAUCCGCACCCCUGAUAUGGGUGAGAGCAAGUUGGUCUGGCACCCUGGCAGAUCCUGUCGCGACACUCCUCACACUUAUCCCAAGAAGACUCUCCACGCCAGCUUGAGCUCAGACCGCGUGCUCUUUAUUGAGCAGACGAUGCACAAGAAGCAUUGGACGGACCCCAGUCGUCCCACCCCCAACGUCAACGGCGAAAUUAUCCUGCGCCCAACCACCAAUGGCAAAGCGGAAAUUGAUGUCGAAAUUAUUGCCAACUACAAGGAACUGGACGUCCAGGUUGAGUUUAGCAAUCAUGACGGCACUGACCACGUCAAAGUCACCACACCCCGCAUUGUCCCCGACGUAUCGUCCCGCGACGUCUGCAUACAGAUUCGCAUCACCGCCUGGGUCCCCCAGAAAGCCCUCGUCAAUACUCUCUCCGUCAGCACCGUCUCUCUCAAUGUCUUUGUCCAGGAGGGUCUAGCCCUUGGUGCCGAGAAUGAGAUUGACAUCUCCACCGUUGCUGGCAAUAUCGUCUUUCCCGCCGACGACUCCGACGUCGAGCCCUACAAGAUGGAAUCCCCGCUCUACAAAUACUCGACCGUCUCUGGCGACGUAAAGGGUUGGUUUCCGAAAUACCACAGGCUACGAGUUGACACUGUCUCGGGCGAUGUUUCUGCCCAGAUUACACAUAAGGACGUGGUCCUGAAAUCAUCCGGAUCGUGCCUGCUGGACAUCUCGUCUGUGUCUGGUGUACUCAAACUCGAUGAUGGUAGCCAGGACGUGGCAAAGUCUGGCGCCGCGAUCCCUCCGCGCGACUACCUGGUGAAAGUGGUGACGACAUCGGGCGACGUUACUGCCAACUUGGCUAUCGGAUCGUCCUCGGAGUUCUCCUCAGUCUCGGGCGAUCUCGAGCUCAAACUCGUUCCUGUCCUCGAUGAGCGCUGGCUGCAGUCGCACUGGCGUCCGCUGUUCCGCACAGAGAGCACCAGCGGCGACCAUCGCGUGCAAGUUUCCGAGCCGCACUUUGUCAGCAUCCCCGACAAGCUGAAUCCCCACGAGCGACCCACGCUUCCCAAGAACCGCAAGAGUGAGGAGAGAAACGUCGCCACAGAGACGGAACAACAGGAGGAAGAGGACGACGAUUCUGAGAGCAAGCGUCAACGCGUUGUCGAGAAGAAGCGCGGUCUUGUCGCUUUCGACUCGCGCCACUCGUCCAUCAGCGGCAACCUGCAACUUUCCUACCCGGCCUCCUGGGAGGGCACAUUUUCUGCUGAUACCAUGUCUUCGGGCAUUACCAUUCACGGCAAAGACGUGGUCGUGGAUAAGAAUAAGGGCGGGCUUGUCGGAAAGACAGUCUCUGGGCACAAGGGCGAUGGCGCGUCGAAGCUCGAGAUUGAUGAAAUGUCGGGCAAUAUCGUCUUGUCGAUUGGGAAAGACUAA